Loa loa (African eye worm) is the source of this 369-nucleotide messenger RNA. RefSeq lists its product as hypothetical. Bases 1 to 369 code for a protein of 122 amino acids. Lineage: Eukaryota; Metazoa; Nematoda; Chromadorea; Rhabditida; Onchocercidae. The transcript is spliced from 4 exons. The record is from RefSeq and is a predicted model, not a curated record.
AUGGCAUUUUGGGAUAUGAUAUUUAAUCUAUUCGAAACAAUUGUACGGAACUGGUUGACUGGCUUUUUGCAUCGGCAUUGCAGAAAACAGAGAGAUAAAUUUGAUUCUCAGAGUGAUUUAUGGGGAAAAAGAGGAGAAAUCGGUAGCUAUACAGCACUAUCAAUCGCAGCAGCUUUGAUUAUAAAAAUUAUCGUAAAUUUUCGUCGACAUUUAUUCAAAUUCUUUCGAAGUUUCUGCCUUGAAAAAUUGCAUUUGUAUGUGCCGAUUGUAAUCAGUGUCUACGAUCUGUUUCCAGUGAAAGCGCAAACAUCACGCUAUUGUGACUAUCCAAAGCGUCUGAAAUCCAGUGAUCUCUGGGGAGAACCAUAA